UAAGAACAUGCUACCUUCUCUACAAAAGCCGAGCUGCAAAUUUUCAAGAGCUUUCUACUUGAUGAGCUAGGAAACUCCUUUCUCUCUUCCUUUCUAACCCCAAUCACAAUGAGCAGAAGCCAUGAGCAGCACCAGCAUUCUCAAUCAAUUUUCAGACUCUUCCGUACACACGUCCAAUUAAAUCAUGUCUUACAUUUCCUAUUUUUCGGUUUAGGUUUGUCACUCGGUAUCAUAACUACCUUAUAUUUCCAGAGCUUCUCAUUCACUACCUUCCAAGCCUCCCUAAAUUCCAUUAAUUUUAGUUCUCCAAAACCAUCAUCAUCUACAACUCAAUCACCACCACCACCAACAUUGCUGGCCCCGCCCCCACCACCACCGCUACCGCCGCCACCACCACCACCACCACCACCACUACCGCAACCGCCAUUUCUAGUGCUGUCGUUCACGAAUGUGGCCUCUAAUUAUACUAGUGUUUCAUUGAAAGAACAAAAACUCCUAGUACACAAUAUGAGUGACGAGGAGUUGUUUUGGAGAGCUUCAAUGGUUCCUCGAAUUCAAAAGUUGCCUUACAAGUAUGUUCCUAAAGUGGCUUUCAUGUUCUUGACAAAGGGGCCUCUACCGUUGGGUCCCUUGUGGGAGAAAUUUUUCGAGGGACAUGAAGGCUUGUACUCCGUUUAUGUGCACGCACACCCUGAUUUUAAUGAAUCAGUGCCUGAAGAUUCUGUCUUCCAUGGUAGAAGAAUUCAUAGCCAGCCAGUCUAUUGGGGAACAUCAACAAUGUUAGAUGCCGAGAGACGCCUCCUAGCUAAUGCACUCCUCGACUUCUCCAAUCAAAGAUUUGUGUUGCUGUCUGAAUCGUGCAUUCCAUUGUUCAACUUCACAACAACUUAUGACUACCUCAUCAACUCAAAUCUAAGCUUCCUAAGCUCAUUUGACGACCCAAGGAAGCCAGGCCGUGGCCGAUAUAACCCUAAAAUGUAUCCAAUUAUAAACAUCACAAAUUGGCGAAAAGGAUCUCAAUGGUUUGAAGUGCACCGUGAGCUUGCCAUCCACAUUGUGUCUGAUUGCAAAUAUUAUCCUAUCUUUCAAGAAUACUGUCACCCUCCUUGUUAUAUUGAUGAGCAUUAUAUUCCAACACUGGUGAAUUUGUUGUACUCUGAGCUGAAUUCAAAAAGGAGCAUUACUUGGGUGGAUUGGUCAAGGGGUGGUCCUCAUCCUGGAAAAUUUGGAUGGAGUGAUAUCACAGAUGAGUUUUUGAAUCGGAUUCGGUUUGGAUCAGAAUGUGAAUACAAUGGCAAAACAACUUCAAUAUGUUUCUUGUUUGCUAGAAAAUUUAUGCCUGAUACAUUGGAGCCUUUGUUGCGGGUUGCUCCUUUGUUGCUUGGUUUUGAUCCGUAGAAUUUGUUAUGAUGUAAUUUAAUCCCCUUCUCAAUUGUUCUUUAUUUCAUACAUGAAGUUUUUACUAGAACAAUUAUCUUCAA
Prunus dulcis (almond) is the source of this 1481-nucleotide messenger RNA. RefSeq names its product glycosyltransferase BC10. The transcript has 2 exons. Lineage: Eukaryota; Viridiplantae; Streptophyta; Magnoliopsida; Rosales; Rosaceae. Bases 109 to 1398 code for a protein of 429 amino acids. Gene Ontology annotation, molecular function: glycosyltransferase activity. Gene Ontology annotation, cellular component: membrane. The record is from RefSeq and is a predicted model, not a curated record.